Molecule: messenger RNA, 1642 nt
Organism: Fimicolochytrium jonesii
Lineage: Eukaryota; Fungi; Chytridiomycota; Chytridiomycetes; Spizellomycetales; Powellomycetaceae
Exons: 5
Coding region: 35-1642 (535 amino acids)
Biological process (GO): proteolysis
Molecular function (GO): cysteine-type peptidase activity
Source: RefSeq, a predicted model, not a curated record
GGCCAAAGCAAAAAUGGAUUAAGGUCAGCGAGACAUGUGGGGAAUGUAUGCCCCUUACCUGGAAUUCAAGUGGCGCAAAAAGGGGCAGAAGCUGUCUCUAGACGACAUUUUUGCUCCGGUUCUCCCAAAUGACCCUCUCGCUAUGCGGCCCGGGGCGCGGAUCCACCAGUUUGUUGACAAGGCUGCAUGGGCACAGAACCGGGACGGAGACCACCAGCCCACACCAACACCUGGCCCAACCCACACUACCACACCCAGCGCCAUCUCAAACCCCAACAUUGGCUUUGCUUUCGGCGGAGUUGACGACGGCGGCGGUGGAGUUGAAACCAUGGUGGACAGCGGCGGUGGAGUUGAAAUCAUGGCGGACAGCGGCGGUGGCAGUGGAGUUGAAAUCAUGGCGGACAGCGGCGGUGGCGGUGGAGUUGAAAUCAUGGCAGACAGCGGCGGUGGAGUUGAAAUCAUGGCAGACAGCGGCAGUGGAGUCGAAACCAUGGCAGACAGUGGCGGCGGUGGUGGCAGCGGCGGCGGUGGAGUUGAGGGAGUUGACAAGGACCAGGCGCGACAGAUGAUGAAGACUACCUAUGAUGAAAAGCGGCUGCUAGAUUUCGUUGCGCAAAUGGCAGAGACCAUCAACACACUCCGCACCCAGACAGAUGACUUGGCAGCUCAGCUCUCUUCGGCAGCUCAGCUCUCUUUGGCAGAGCCCAACAUCGAACCAGUUGAACCCGUCGAACCCGUCGCAGCCGCCACUACUGAAUCUCCUACGCACGGGCGCGUCAACAAUGAAGAGCUAAACCCCGACCCCUCUGCAAUGAAUAUAGACGUUGACGGUUGGUGGAACCGGCCGCCGGCAAUGUGGAAAGGCGAGCCGUGGCCAAAGGUGGAUGAAAAGCAAAAAUAUGCCGGGUCGUCGAUCAUCGAACCCGCUAUCAUUCGGCGGAUUGUCAAAACCGAUUGCUGGCUGAACGAUCAAGCUGUCAACAGGUGGUGCGCGUUGUUACAAGCCAGGUCAUCACGGCGCCCAACCAUUUAUCCGCCACUGCUAGCCGUUGGAUCCACUUGGCUCCAAAGUGUCAAAAUGGCACGGACAUCCAAUGUCCCUAUUCGGCUUGUUCCGCGGUCGAUCAACGUUGCAGAGUACAACAUACUGCUAUUCCCAUCAAACCCAGAUAAUCUGCACUGGGUCCUGUUCCCAAUACUUGUCGCGGUGCCGGCGCCCAAGUCCGCAAAACCCCUGGGCCCCCCUGGUUCGCCAUUAACCAGACACGAAAACGUAUUCCUCGUUUUAUUUGACUCAAAGCCUCGCCCGAAUGAUGACGACUACGUUGAUAAGAUGGCCAAUAUCGGCUCCCUCUUGUGGGAUUGGUACAUUACGGCCACUGAAGCCCCGCUCAAUCACACACCGACACCGACGGUUGAUGCCCUCUUCACGCCUCGACAGACCGAUGACCAGAACUGCGGUACAUUUGUGUGCAUGAUGGCUGAUGCCAUUGCCCGUGGUGCGGUGGGUGAGGCCUCGGAAUCAUGGGCCGAUACGCAGACCGCCGUCAAUGCCCGCCAUAAUAUCGCUCUGAGCAUCGUUUUGGCGACGUUUCUUAAUGAUGGGGAUGCUCAUCAGUAUAUGAAUGUGACGAAGUGCUAG